AUGGCGGGGCCGCCCGGCGCCGUGAGGACGCGGAGCAGCUCGCCGGGCGCCGCCGCGCUGCCCGCGCCGCCCGCCGCCGCCCUCGACGGCGCCUUCCUGCGCUCGCCGCUCGGCGGCCUCAUGGGCGCCCAAGCCGUGCUUGGCUUACUGGUGUGGGCUCUUAUUGCUGCCACAACAUACCACCUCCAUCCGGCAUACGGCUGGGUGAUGUUUGUAGCCAUCUUUUUCUGGAUAACAACAGUCAUUUUCUUUGUGAUAUAUCUCCUGCAACUUCACUUGAAAUUUUAUGUGAUUCCCUGGCCCCUUGUGCUAGUGAUCUUCAACGCUACAGCAACUGUCCUGUAUAUCACCGCUUUUGUAACAUGCUCUGCAGCUGUCCAGCCUACAUCGUGGCGCCAGUGGGAUUACAACAGAAGAGCGGCAGCGUCUUUCUUUGCCUGCCUCGUGAUGAUUGCCUAUGGGGCAAGCACCUUCUUCAGCUUCCGUGCCUGGAAAGGACUUGGCAGCAACGCUGCCACCAGCCAAGUGGCUAACCAUGCCUAAGAAGCAGAAAGUGAAACACAGCCCUGGACCAUUCCAAGCCACUUUACAAUCAGGCAGGAGUAGGACAGCUCUGCGGAUUUGCAGUGGGUUACAGAGCCUCUCACAACAUCCCGUCUCUUAUUUAAAUCAGCCUAUGUUGGUAGUGACAGUCAUUACUGGCCCAUGUGCCAGCAGUGGUGUGGAAGUUGUUCUGUGGUCUCUAAUGAUGCUUCCAGUUGACGUGUCCACAGUACAAACCCACCAGAACCAGUGCUGCCCCUGGCAGCCAUUUGCAGGAAACCAAGGAUUGACUGGAAACUGAAAUUCCUCCUUGUCCUUGAGAUUCAUUCUUCCUCUCACACAUCCCAAAGGAACCACAUCCUUGCUAGAGCAGCUCAGUUGAGAGGACUUAAUUCAGCACAUAUCAUCAACACUAAAAUACACUAAAACCAAACCCAAGUUCCUGUCUCUGGUCAUUAACAGCUAUAGUGUAAGUAACCGCAGUUAAUUCAAUAUGUAAAUGGUGGCAGAGCUAGAGAACGUAGACUAAGCAAAACAAGAAGUCUAAGCUGUUAGUACAUUGAUUCCUAAAAAAAUGGAAGCACUUUAUGUUUUAAAUAAAAAUCUUCCAAAAUCCAAUACUUCAGUCUGUCAAGAAAAAGUUUUCAAUAAAAUUUUGCAUCCUAUCAGAGCAAA
Molecule: messenger RNA, 1218 nt
Organism: Rhea pennata
Lineage: Eukaryota; Metazoa; Chordata; Aves; Rheiformes; Rheidae
Gene: PLLP
Product: plasmolipin
Exons: 4
Coding region: 1-543 (180 amino acids)
Biological process (GO): myelination
Cellular component (GO): membrane
Molecular function (GO): structural constituent of myelin sheath
Source: RefSeq, a predicted model, not a curated record